Molecule: messenger RNA, 2214 nt
Organism: Solenopsis invicta (red fire ant)
Lineage: Eukaryota; Metazoa; Arthropoda; Insecta; Hymenoptera; Formicidae
Exons: 1
Coding region: 1-2214 (737 amino acids)
Biological process (GO): DNA integration
Molecular function (GO): nucleic acid binding
Source: RefSeq, a predicted model, not a curated record
AUGCAGGAUCUGUGGCUUGCCGGCCACGACUGGGACGACCCGCUUCCCCUUGAGUUGGCGGACGCUUGGAGAGUCUUCACUGCUUCCCUGCCGGGACUGUCGGCUUUGAGAGUCCCGCGCUGGCUGCAGCGUGACCCGGGAGACGAGGUGGAGCUCCAUGGGUUCUCCGAUGCAUCGGAGAGAGCCUACGCGGCGGCGGUCUACGCUCGGGUCACCAGGCGAGACGGCCGGGUAAGGGUGACCUUGCUGACGGCCAGAGCCAAGGUGGCUCCCCUCAAGACGCAGAGCGUGCCCCGCUUGGAGCUCUGCGGGGCUGUCCUGGUGGCACGGCUGCUCCGCCGGGUGGCGCGCGAGCUGGACAUGGAGGAUGCACCGAUCGUGGCCUGGACAGAUGCGAGGGUCGUCCUGUGCUGGUUGCGCUCUCAUGCGUCGCGCUGGCGACCAUUUGUAGCGCAUCGAGUGACGGAGGUGCAAAAUCUUGUGCCGGGCGAGCGAUGGAGGCAUGUCCCCACGACUUCCAAUCCAGCGGACCUGGCAACCAGGGGGAUUCCGGUCUCGGAGCUCCUUGGACUGGACCUGUGGUGGAGGGGUCCUGAGUGGCUGCGGGGACCGCCCGCCGCAUGGCCCGCGGUGGGUGACCUUGCCACUCGCCAAGAAGAAGAGGAAAGAAGGGCGGUGCAUUUAGCCGCUCCAGGAAAUAAGGAGGACCUCCUCGAGGAGAGGUUCUCGUCGCUGACGCGGCUUGUACGCGUAGUGGCGUAUUGCUGCAGAUUUUAUCGGAGCGCCCGAGGCAUACUCAAGCAAGACGGGUUCUUGACGAGCGCUGAGUUGGAGGCUAGUCUGUCUAGGUUGGUGAGACUGGCGCAGAGAAGAGAGUUUCCGGGGGACUUGGAGGCACUUACGGCGGGCGGCCCGCUGCCGACCGGUUCGUCGCUGCGAGCCUUGAGUCCGUUCCUGGACAAGGAUGGAUCCUUGCGAGUGGGCGGUAGACUUCAAUCCGCUCAGCUGCCAUUCCCGGAGAAGCACCCUCUGAUUCUUCCAAAGGAGGGUCCUCUCACCGAGCUGGUCCUUUGCAACGCGCACACCGCUACCUUGCAUGGGGGCCCUCAACUCAUGCGGAGCUAUCUCCUCCGCCGGUUCUGGGUCGUGGGGGUGGCCUCUCGAGUGCGAAGGAUCGCCCGAGAGUGCGUGCGCUGUACCCGUUUCCGUGCGGAAACGGCACAACAGAGGAUGGGCCAGCUGCCACCCGAACGCGUGCGUCCCUCCAGGCCUUUUGCAUCGGCGGGAGUCGACUACGCCGGUCCCCUGCGUAUCCGGGCUCACAAGGGACGAGGAAACAUCUCUAGCAAGGGCUAUAUCUGUCUCUUUGUUUGUCUAGCCACCCGAGCGGUUCACCUGGAGGCCGUGUCGGACCUGUCGGCGUCGGCUUUCAUUGCGGCGUUCCGCCGAUUCACAGCGCGUCGGGGUCGUUGUCGCCUGCUACUUAGCGAUAAUUCCACCAACUUUCGAGGAGCUGACGCUGAACUGAGGGCUAGAUUUCGGGCCGCCUCUGAAUUCUAUAAGGAGGCCGGCAAGGUGCUGGCCAACGACGGGACCGAAUGGAGGUUCAUUCCGCCUCAGGCUCCUCACUUUGGGGGACUCUGGGAAGCGGGAGUUCGUUCGGUCAAGCAUCACCUGCGCCAUGUCAUCGGGGAUCAUGCCCUGACCUAUGAGGAGACGGUGACACUGUUGUGUCAGAUUGAGGCCUGUCUCAAUUCAAGGCCGCUAAGUCCAUUGAGCACGGACGCGGCGGAUCUGGUGGCGUUGACGCCUGGCCACUUCCUGGUGGGUGAGGCGCUCGGGAAUAUACCGGAGGUCCCCGAGUCCGAUCUUCAUCCCACGUCGCGCUGGCGGUUGAUCUCCGCCAUCAAGGAAUCCUUUUGGAAGCGGUGGCACGAGGAGUAUCUGCAUCUGUUGCAGCAGCGAUCCAAAUGGACCCGAGAGCGGACCAACCUCACGCCGGGCAUAAUGGUCUUGGUGAGGGACGAGCUGCUGCCGCCUGCUAAGUGGCCAUUGGCUCGGGUUACACGAGUCUUUCCGGGACCGGACGGAUGCGUGCGCGUGGCGACGGUCCGCACGGCGGCGACCGAGCUGACACGGCCGAUCACCAAGAUCUGUCCUCUUCCACUCACCACGGAUCGGCGCCCUCUCGGGGGGCUUGACCAAGCCACCUGA